Molecule: messenger RNA, 1258 nt
Organism: Panicum virgatum (switchgrass)
Lineage: Eukaryota; Viridiplantae; Streptophyta; Magnoliopsida; Poales; Poaceae
Product: putative F-box/LRR-repeat protein 9
Exons: 2
Coding region: 1-996 (331 amino acids)
Molecular function (GO): protein binding
Source: RefSeq, a predicted model, not a curated record
AUGGACCGGGGGUCCACCUUCUAUUUCCUCAGCCCACGUGCAUCGCGUGGCAAUGAUAAGGCCGGCAGUCCAAGGCCGGAACUCCUCUUCCCUCGUCGUGCCAAUAAUAAACGAUAUGUCGUGCCCCUCCAGCCGCCGCCGCCGCCGCCGCGGCACCGGCACGGGCGCACGGCACCUCCCCCGCAGGCUGCGGAGGCGAGGGACUGGGCUUCGCUGCCCCGGGACAUUGUUCUGGACAUCUUCCUCAGGCUGGGGCCACGCGAGGUCAUGCUGGGCGCCGAGUUCGCGUGCAAGCCGUGGCGCAGCGUCGCGCUUGAGGAACCCUCUCUUUGGCGCCGCCUCGGCAUGGAGAAGGCCUCCGACAAGCACUGGCGUUGGCGUCACGUCGGUGUGGAGAUGGCCAUGAAGCUCGUCGCCGUGGAUCGCGCCGCGGGAGAGUGUGAAGCCUUCAAAGGAGACUUUGAUGAUGAAUAUCUGCCGAAUCUUGUGGAAAGAGGACCCUCUUUGAAGUGCCUCCACAUUGAUGAUUAUUACAAUGAUUAUGAAUCAUAUGAAGGUUUAGUUGAAGCACUCAUGAAACUCCCCAUCCUUGAGGAGUUACAAGUUUAUUUCAGUAAUAUUAUUGAAGAUAGGGACGAGAACAUGCUCCAAUCCAUUUGCAAGGCUUGCCCUCAUCUUAAUAAGCUCAUUUUGAUGUAUGCUGCGUCCUUUGACCUAGAGUGCAACGAGGAUGAAUAUUCGAAGGAGAGAAUUGAUGGAGAAAUUCCAUUGAUGCCGAAGUUACACACCUUAAAACUAUAUGAGUGCGAACUCAAGGGUGAGGGACUAAAAGCCAUACUUGACAGUUGUCCAGUACUGGAAACUCUACACAUAGAUGGCUAUUUCGACAAGUGUGAGAUGGAUAAGGAGCUGCGUAUGAAAUGUGCUAGGGUGAAGAAUCUUACUCUUCCCACCAGAGAGUGGAGCGACAUUUAUGACGUUGAGGAAGAAUAUUAAUCUUCUAGUACUGAUUCACAGAAGGAGUAAAGGUUGCAUUGAGAGGGCCAAGAUUACAACAGCUACCAGCUAGAAAUUGCCUCCCAUCCUCAUUUGUCUCAGUUACAAAGAAACCUGCUAUUGUCGUUAUAUCAUAAUAAUUUGUUUUUCAUAGACUCAAAUCUAUUAUGAUCUUGGUAGCAACAAUAAUCACAUUAAUUACUUCAUGCAGGACUUCCUAUCAGGAAAUGGUGGAUGAGAAAACAUAUUGGCUUUUGUUCCA